Aegilops tauschii subsp. strangulata is the source of this 972-nucleotide messenger RNA. The record is from RefSeq and is a predicted model, not a curated record. Lineage: Eukaryota; Viridiplantae; Streptophyta; Magnoliopsida; Poales; Poaceae.
AUGGCUGCUAACCAUUUGCAUCCGCUCUUGUGCUUAGCGCUAGCCAUGCUUGUUUCCCUCGACUUUUCAUGCGCGCAAACGGGCAUCACAUCUGGGUCCUCCCUGAAGGCCGCCGCAGGCGCCGGCUGGUCAUCCCCGUCAGGCCGCUUCUCCUUCAGCUUCUACGCCACGGAAGGCGGCCUCGCGGUUGGCGUCUGGCUCGCCACCACGCCCAACGUAACCAUCACGUGGACCGCGAACUGCAACGACAUGGCAACGGGCGGCACGCUAAGGCUCGCCGACAACGGUCGUCUCCUCUGGACCGGCGCGAGUGAUCACGACAGGGCCGUCGCGCAGCCAUCAAGGCUGGCUGUGGCGGGCUCCAUGCGGGAUGACGACAACUUUGUGCUGUUUGGCGCUGACGGCGCGGUGGUGUGGCCUGAACACCCUGAUCGCCGGGCAGGACCUCGUGCCCGAGGUGCAGCUCUUCUCCAGCGUGUCCGACACCAACAAGGCCCAACAAAGGCCGUCAAGUACCGACUCGCCAACCAGCAACAGGACGGCAACCUGGUGUUGUACCCGGUGAACAACGAUGGCAGCUUUACCAAGAACCUGACAGUGACACAGCCAGGAGCCUUAAAAGCUGGAGAGGAAGCCUACUACCGACUCACGCUUGAUCCUGAUGGAGUUCUGCGUUUGUACCGUCAUACCUUCGUGUCUGGUUCUAGGUCUGGCGGUGCGUCCAAUACCACCACCGUCGUCUGGAGCGCUCUGACCAAUCGAUGCCAUGUCCAUGGUGUUUGCGGGCACAACAGCUACUGUGUCCUCGACCAGGAUCGGCCUAGCUGUUUGUGCCCGCCGGGGUUCGAUUUUCUCGACGUGAGCAAUGCGGAACUCGGUUGCACGGUGAACUCCAGCGCCGGCGACUGUAAAUGGGGGCAGCAACAAGAUGCCGCAGACUUCUCCGUGAAGUUGACACCAAACAUGGAGUAG